CUCAGGGACUCAGGUAGCUCCCACUUACACCUCAGGAACCUACAUUUCACCACCGCAAGCUGAUUCCGCCCGCUCUUUCCAUCCCCAGGUACGAAUUGGAUGCUUUCUCUCUGAACCUGAACAAUAAUUCCAUCUCUUCUGUGCGCUGCGAUGGACUCCGCCUCAGCUUCUCAGGCCUCUGCCACCGAAAGCGCCGACGCGCCUGUCGCGCCAACCAAGGCGCGCAGCGACAGCAUCUCGCAACAGUCGGACGACUCGCAAACCGCCGCCGAGUGUGUUUCCCCAGCCAUGCAUUGACUGCGCAAUUGGAAAGAUGCUCAAUGUUCCUCUCUAGGUUCAUUCGUAGUCAAAUGCAGCUCGAAGCCGAUGCGCGCGAAGCCCUGCCAUAUAGCAUUGAGAACUGCACAAAACCCCUGGGCCCUCUUCGCCAGAGUGUUUUUGCAUGCCUAACCUGCAAACCGCCACCCGCGAACCCUUCAGAACCGUAUGAUGGCGCCGGCGUGUGCUAUGCGUGCUCGAUCCAGUGCCAUGGCGACCACACGCUCGUCGAGAUCUUCACCAAGCGAAACUUCACGUGCGAUUGCGGCACCACGCGCUACCCCGAGUCCAGCCCCUGCAACCUGCGCAUCAACCCAAAGACGAAUACCAAAGGAGGCGUUCACUCGGAAGAGCCCGAUCCGAAUAACAAGUACAACCAGAAUUUCCGGAAUCGGUUCUGUGGUUGCGAAUGCGAUUACGAUCCCUUCCAACAAAAGGGGACCAUGUUCCAGUGUCUUGGCUUGGGAACGCAUGAGACGGGCGGUUGUGGCGAGGAUUGGUGGCAUCCUGGGUGUGUCGUUGGCCUAGGUCCAGGGUGGUACGAGAAGAUGGGAUGGGGGACAACAAAAGUCAAAGCCGAAGACAAGGGUAUCGAGACCAAUGGAACUCUCGAGACCAUCGCAGAGGACGACGAGGCGCCGUCAAGGGACGGCGAUGCCGAGGCCGGCGAGUAUGAAGAUGACAUUCCACUUCCACCAUGCUUCCCGGCCGAAGACGCCUUUGAAGGCUUUCUCUGUUACAAGUGCGUAGAUGCACACCCUUGGAUCAAGAGAUACGCCAACACCCCGGGGUUCUUGGCGCCCGUCUUUCAUAAGCUAAGCGAUCAUGUCACUUAUAUUUUUGACGGGACUACUCCUCCGGCCGCCAAUGGAGAGGUCAAGAAACGCAAGGCUGAGGACGACGACGAAGCGGACUCACAGGAGGCAAAACGCCAAAAGACUGAAACCGAAACUUCCGGCACUACCGGCACGCCGGUCGAGCAUGGUCCCGAUGAAAAUAAGCCGGCCUCCUGCAAGCUUUUGUCCCUUCCUCCCGCGCCCAGGUACCAGUUCUCCCUCUUCUUUAAAGACAACUUCCGUGAGCACCUCUGCCGUUGCUCGUCAUGCUUCCCGCUUCUCGCCCCGCACCCGCAGCUCCUCGAAGAGGAAGAAACGUACGAGCCGCCCGUCUCUGAGGACGGCGGGUCCGAGAACGGGGGCGGGUCGACAGCCGGAAGCGGCGGCAGUCUCUACGACCGGGGCGAGAGCGCCCUGCGCAACGUCGACCGUGUCCGGGCCAUCGAGGGCGUCAUGGCGUACCAGCAUCUCAAGGACAAGCUCAUGCCGUUCUUCCAGCAGUUUGCCGAGAGCAAGAAGGCCAUCAGCGCCGAGGACAUCAAGGAGUACUUUGCUAAGCUGAGGGGUGAUGACCAGGCUAUUAAAGAGGCUGGGGAGGCGGCGGGUAGGGAGGAUCAUAGGAAGGAGCAGAGUGGGUACUGAAUUUGAGGGUGGUCGAUUCUAUAACAGUGGAGUUCGGGGCAUGGUUGCUGGUGAGGGUCUUCCUGGGUUAUGAUGACGAUACUGGGUUGGGUGUGUAUAAUAGGGUUCUAUGGUCAUUCGAUUGGGUGCCUCGACGGCUUGGGCGUAAUGGAUCUCGGAAAUGGAAACGGCUUGGGUUUGUGUGCGAGAGACACGGGCCUUGAUUUCAAAACCAAGACAUGUUCAAAUUGGUGCCUACUUUGUCCAUCUCGCCCAUGUGCCAGCUUGUCUGAUAGGUUUAGUAAUUAUUUGUGAUAUCAG
Molecule: messenger RNA, 2096 nt
Organism: Canariomyces notabilis
Lineage: Eukaryota; Fungi; Ascomycota; Sordariomycetes; Sordariales; Chaetomiaceae
Exons: 2
Coding region: 321-1796 (491 amino acids)
Cellular component (GO): cytoplasm
Molecular function (GO): zinc ion binding; ubiquitin protein ligase activity
Source: RefSeq, a predicted model, not a curated record